Molecule: messenger RNA, 1995 nt
Organism: Fusarium poae
Lineage: Eukaryota; Fungi; Ascomycota; Sordariomycetes; Hypocreales; Nectriaceae
Exons: 1
Coding region: 1-1995 (664 amino acids)
Source: RefSeq, a predicted model, not a curated record
AUGUACAGGGCCGACGUAUUUGGCGAGUACGUACACACUACCAUCAAGCAGCCCGGCCACCCCUUCGACGGUAAGCCGUUCCUGCAUGCAUUCCUCGUCCAGUCCCAGGACAGGGAGCCUCAGCCGGUUAAAGGGUACGACGGGUUAUACGGCGCCGAAAUCGAGGAGAAAAACCUGUGCCCCGACCUGGAAGUGGGAUAUGCCAAGCUGGAAGACGGCACGCAACUGGAUUGUCUGCAGUGCCCGUGGUCAUUUCAGAUGCUGAAAAACCAGUCUAAACGAGAAAUUAAUCUGGUUAAGGGAUCACAACGCGUCAUCGCAGACAUACUCAGUAGGGAAAACCAGCACACCGCUGUACAGACACCCGAGGGCAGUUGGUUCUACUUCGAAGAACCAGACGUCAACAAGGCCGCAGGCAACGGAUCCUGUGUCCUCAUCGUGUCGACCGGCCGCCUAACAGCAUCAAGUAAGAGCCUCGGUUUUCUACACGAACAUCCAGCGAAAGCGUUAUUACCUGAAGGGGAGGACGGCGUAAGCGAAGAACGCGUAGACCUUGGUUUCGUCGCCCCCGACCUAUUCGGGAUCGCACUCGUCGUGAUGGACGAAGCACAUCAGAACGUCAACAUUGAAACGACAAUCAUCGGCGCACACCUGCAGUAUUCCAUAUUCCUCAACACCCGUCCCAGUAGGACGCCGGAUGUGGAGGAGACCACACCACUCGUUCUCCUUGCCGGCGGGUCUCCGUUUCCAAGCACGAUGAAGCAGGUCACAUCCAUAUUGUCACUUCUGCUGUCACAGAGCGUUGAACUGGACAGAAUAGGAACCAGCCUCGGUGCCCUGGAGAAGUGUAUAAAGAACAAUCAAAGCACGCGGGAUGCGGGUGACGUGCUUUACGACCAAGCGAAGGAGGAUACCCGACAGGCACUGGAAACAGCCUUUGACCUCGUAAAACGGGUCAUCAUGGCUCGGACGUACGGCUGCCGAAUCACCGACAACAUAAGAGGGACCGAUCCAAGGCCGGCUAUUCUAAAACACAUCGUACUCAACCACGUGACACCCGAGGCAUACACUGGGUUUUUGAAGUCGCAGCAGGCAAAGAUUCUCAACGAACUCAACACGAACCUCAGCUCUCGUGCCUAUCCCAUGUCGGCCGUGGAAAAGGUCGGAGGAUUCAACAUGAUGCUCAAGGCAGCCUUUGCACCCCCUAUACUGGAGGACAAGUGGCACCACGCCUUCUACAACGGUAUGAAACACAAGUUCCCCAUCACGGCAGACCUUGUCAAACUGGACAUGCCACCGUCGGACUGGGCUUUGGACGUGGCACUGUCCGGAUCCAACUCUAGGACGCGGGACGGCAACAACGUAGACAAACCGCGCAUGAUAAGUCGGCUGGCGCGGUCUGCCGAGCUGGCCAGGGACCCAUGGUACAUAGACCUGUUGGCCAUCUGCAGACAGUCGAGACUCAACAAGAUAUAUAGAGGUUCCUCCGGCAACACAGAUGGGCCGAUAUCGACCGAGACGGACGACCAUGGGUCCAGGGACGUGGCCAUAUUCUGCACCAGUCCCAUGGUGACGGUUCUUGUCUGUCUGUUCCUCCGUCACCACCUGGCAGAUAUCGCGGAGGUCGUGAUCAUGACAGCAGACGUUCCUAAUGAACCUGGAAAACGCACCGACCACAUAGCCAAGUGGCAAACGAGGCUGGAAGACUUGAAGAAGCCGCCCGGCCGGCCAGUGCGAAAGAUCAUGAUUUGCGUGUUGUCGGUGGACAUAGCUGGCACGGGCAUCGACAACCUGAAGUUCGCUUCGGUUGCUGUGCUGUUCGGGGAGCCCAACACGUUGACGAAGAACAAGCAGGCACUUGCCAGAAUUCGGCGACCGGGUCAGGAGAGGCAGGUCAUCUUCUACUCAUUCAAUCGGACAGACAACGCAGCCUACAUGGCAGUCUUGAAGAGGACAGAUCUGCAAAAGACUGCUCUCGUCAAGCUUUUCUCUUGA